Manduca sexta (tobacco hornworm) is the source of this 6156-nucleotide messenger RNA. RefSeq lists its product as uncharacterized. NCBI's taxonomy places the organism in Eukaryota, Metazoa, Arthropoda, Insecta, Lepidoptera, Sphingidae. The coding region runs from base 197 to 4780 and encodes 1527 amino acids. Gene Ontology annotation, biological process: regulation of apoptotic process. Gene Ontology annotation, molecular function: ADP binding; protein binding. The record is from RefSeq and is a predicted model, not a curated record. The transcript has 20 exons.
AAUGUUUUAAUGUGCCGUCAGACGUUUCGAGUGUGAUAAUAAAUUGUUCUUUGCAUUUAAAAUACAUUGUUCGCUUUGUUAUUUUAAUCAUUCGAUAUUUAGUUGUGUUGUAUGAAUGUUGUAGUUUUGAAUUAAUCAUAAAAAAACACAAUAAAAUUAUGUUUACACGCGCUUAAAGAGAUGAGAAGAAAUUGCGAUGGACCCCCUGUUCAAGAAGUUGUUACAGCAACACCAGCAUGACAUCAUCAACGAUUUAGACGUCCGGUAUGUCAUUGACGAAUUGUUCUCGAAGGAGGUUCUCUCUCAGGAAGAUUUUGAAGACAUCACUAACUUGAAGAGUCGUACCGAUCAAGUGAGAUGUCUGAUCGACAAGCUGAUCAAGUAUGGCAACAACAACUCGUACAUAGCGUUCGUGGACAGCCUCGCGGAGGACUACAAGUGGUUGUAUCAGAAACUGACUGUGGAAAACAAUGAGACGAUGCUGAAUGAGAGCUUCGAGGACAGCCUCAGCUUAGGCGACGUGCCGCGGCUGCCGGCGCAUCAUGUCAAACGUGUAGCUGUGGAACGUGAGAUAACGUCCAAGUUGAAGCAGCUAGCGCGACACAAGAUCCUCGCGUUGCACGGCAUGUCGGGCUGUGGUAAGACAUGCUCAGCCAUCAGUGUGUUGCGCGACAACCCCGAGCUGAUCACCGAUUUCGGCGGCGUCGUCAUGUGGCUCAACUUCGGCACUUGCAAGACUGAAGACGAUAUUAUUGCUCAACAAAAUAAAUUACUUAGAAAAAUUAAAUCGACAUACGUCCACACAUCGAUAAUGACAGCAUCGAUAUCACUAUCGAGUAUAAGCUCGAACGUCGAUAACAUUUCGCUAUCGAGCUACGACUGGACCUGGGAGAUGCUGAGGGACGAGCUGAAGAAACACUUCUCCGAGCCGGCUUUGAAGGAGUCCUUGUUGGUGCUAGACGAGGUCAAUGAAGAGAAGAUUGUGGUGGCGUUCGAUAUCGGAUGCAAGCUCAUGAUUACAACUAGGGAUGUCGAUGUUGUCUCCAAAUAUCAUCCGCAGAUUGUUAAUGUACAAAAAAGCUUCGAAGAGCGAGAGGCUCUGGAGCUGUUCGCGUCGUGCCUGGAGGAGUCGGUGUCCAACCUGCCGGCGCAGGCGAGGAAACUCGUCGAGAUAUGCAAGGGCAUGCCCUUCAACAUCGCGCUCAUCGGGGCACAACUCGCCGAGAACAAGGAGCGGCUCAAAGACGACCCCAGCUACUGGAAGAACUACUUGAACAAACUGGAGAAAAAGGAUUACUUCUCACUGUUCAAAGGAAAAGACAAUACGAUGAAGAAAACCAUAGAGGUUUGCAUCAAUUCGCUUCAAGCCAACAUUUUGCCACUAUACAAGAGACUGGCAGUACUUCCAGAUAACGUCAAAGUGUUCGCACAAGUUCUGAGCAGGUUGUGGAAUAAGGACGUCGCAGAAGUCGAAUCGAUUAUGAAGAGUUUGACGCGAAAAUCAUUGAUAAUAGAGACCUACGAUCGCGAGCGCAAGAACUAUAUCUACGAAGUACACGACUUGAUCAUGAACUAUCUGAGGACCAACACUAAGGAGGAAGACUUGAAGAAGCUACAUAGCGACUUGCUAACAAGCUACAGUUACGACAACGUAGAUAAUGUGUCGUGCGACAUUCCCGACGAUGGCUACAUAGCGUUCUACAUCGGGUAUCACAUACAGAAGACUGAUAACUUGAACAAUAAGUGGGGUUUGUUCAACAAAUUGUUCUUGGAUUUGAAGUUUUUGGGCAACAAAGUGAGGUUGACCGGCCCUGAUGAUGUCAAAAUGGAUUUGCAGAAGUACGAGAAUUAUAUAGUUAAAGAUGAGAUGGACCGGAGCCUGGCGCACAGCCUGCGCACGUUCCUCAGCACGCACGGCACCGACCUCUACCACUACCCCAGCACCGACAUCCUGCAGAGCAUCCUGCAGCACGAGGCGGCCGGCCUGCUCUACAACAAGGCGGCCAGCGCGGCGCAGGCCGCCGCCGACAACCACGAGCUCUACUUCGACUUCUUGCACGAACAUGACGUAGACGAAGUGAAACAUUCGACUAUCGAUGUUAGAGAAGUGAUAACGGCUGUAUGUUUUCUUGGCAACUAUGUAGUAGUCGGUACCAGCAAUGGACUGAUCAAGUUCUUCCAUUCAACAACCCACAAGCUGCAAAAGGAGCUGACCGGCAUGACGUCAGCGGUCACGUGGGUGGGCGUGUCAUGCCUCAAACACCCGCCAGUAGUUGCCGCUUUGUCGUUAGAGGGCAUCAUCAAGCUGUGGUACGUCGAUGACUUCGAUGACGACGACGAUGGCGUCAUUGAGGAAGAACCCGAAGAAGCGUACAAUAACAACCAUCCGGGUCACGUGACAAUCAAACAGACAUUCGGCGCGUACGUCCACUGCCGAUGGUCCGACAACGAGGACUUCCUUGUGGCGCACAACACAAAGAUGAUAUUCCUAUACAAGCCUAACGGUGAUCUAAUAUCGACGAUCAACAACUUCGACAGGGACCGCGAGUUGCUCUGCUGUGUUACGUGCAACAACGACAAGUUCGUUGCCGUGGCAACCACAAACGGCAAGAGUAGGAUGGUCGAGAUUAUAGAUCUCAAGACGAAGGAGCGAGUGAUGACCUUCGAGGAGACCGAUAGUGUUUUGGAUAUGGUUACAGUUCCUGGUACUAACAAAAUAAUAACGCUAAAACACAACGAAAUAAUGGAGCACGAGUUCAAAGUGACAUCGAUAAGUUCGAACAAAUGCAGACAGUGCAAGUGCGGGAGUGUCAUCAAGAGCGACUCGCUCAACGACAACCUCUCGUUCAAGGCGAUAGCUGUCAAUAAAACCGGCACGUUACUGUUCGUGUCCACUGAUGACAGUAGAGUCGUGUGCGUUAAUUUGAAGACGCAUUCUAGAGUGUUCGAUCUUGAGAAUCGUAGAGGUAACGUGAUCGCAAUGGCGGUGAGCGAAGUGAUGAUGUGGGACGAAUUUGAGCCAGGGUCAGACGUUCUGCUUACAGGCACUGACAUCACAGAGAAUUCCGCUAAAGUUUGGUACUUAGAAGCCUCUUACAUAUCGCAGAUCGCCAAGAGGAACGGAAAAGUCCGUCUAACAUCGAAAUUCGACGUGAGCUUCCUGAACGCGUCAUCGCCUAACACACCGAAGACCGCAACACCCGGCAGUAUGGUGGACAGUGUCUCCAACACACCGCGACGGCAUCAGUCCUUCGCCAACCACAGGGAGAUCACCAAGACGCCCGUGAAGAACACCCUGAGCCUCGACAGGCAUUCGCUGAAGCCGCUCAACCUGAAGGGCAUAUGCAAUAAUAAUGAUAAGGCUAUACAACCGCUCUUGGCUGUUGUUGAUGAUAAAAAUAAUAUUCAGGUAAUGCGUGGAAGAAAAGUCCUAACAGAGAUUCUAGAAAAAUCCGACGAGCACAUCACAUGCGUGAAGAUAUCUCCAUGCAACCACUACAUCAUAUACGGGCUGCAGUCCGGCAGCGUGAAGAAAUACACGCUAAGAACCAAAGAGAUGGUCACCAUCAUGGACGUGUACAGUCCUGUGCAAUAUUUGAAUUACGUAAAUCCGAAUUUAUUGAUGGCGGCCGGUAAGAACCGAAGUCUUAUGGCGUACCGGCUGACUGAGGCAGGAGAUUGGACGCUAGAGAUGCUGCAGAGAGGUAAUACGCAUCUCGGAUCGCAGGAGCUGCUUGAUGAUUUGCAAGGUUUAAAACUAAAGAACGGUCAAGUAGACAGUCAGUCAACAUCAAGCAGCGAUACGGGAAGCGUGGACUCGCGCGAGCGAAUGUUCCGCAGCGGAGACAUCAAGAGUAUGUGCAAAGGGAGCGGACUCGUCGAGUGUUUCUGGGUGCCCAACACUGGGCUAGUCACGGUAGAACAUAACGCUACCACCAAACUGUGGACGGCAGACAUGAAAGUCGCGAACAUAUUGCACGCGAGACAGACUGAUGUCCAUAUUAGGUGUGCAGCGUUACAGAAUAACGUGUUGGUGCUAUGUGAUAGUGAUAAUAAACGGUUUCAGACGUUUGAACUAAUCAACGGUAUAGAGUUGAAGAUUAUACAAGAGUAUAAACUGAACAACGUGAUCAGUUCGUGUGCCCUCACCGCGGACGGAAACAUACUCGCCAUAGGACUCGACUCCGGCAACGUUGUGGUGUGGAACGUGAAAGGCAAACGUCUGAUCACAAUACUGAAGCAUCACAAGUCGAAGGUGCAGUCGUGUUGUUUCUCUCCCGUGCCGGACCGUCUAUACCGCAGUCCGUCUAUGCAACCACACUCGCCGAACCAGUCGCCAGUCAGCGACCAGGGCGACGACCAGCCCCCGCUCGUGCUGGUCACAAUGGCUACCGAGAUUGUGUGGUGGAACAUAACCUAUUUUGUCCGAGUCAGGGCGAAUCAGAAGACUGUAUGGCGGACGGGCGUGAACGCAAUGACGCCGAUCGGCACCCCGCUAGAGAACAGGAAUGAACUGCAACCAACCGCACACAACUCGAAUAAAUCUACGUCUACCUUCUUUUUCGGUGACGGAUUAUAUGACAAGCACUGUUGGCGGGAAAUUUGGAAUGGAAAAACAUGCAAAAAGGGAUCGAAGAGGCAAGACAUAUUAGCGUGUAUAAAACUGACCGGAGUGAACGCGAGGAAGUUGUGCCACGACGACUGGUUCACGUGUUUCGUAACAGUCGACAACCCGGGCCACGUACACAUUAUGAACGUCAUGAAGUCACAAUGUUCGUAGCACUGCGAUAAUGCAUUUCAAACUACCCACUAUUUUUAAACAGUGUUUUUAGUAUAGUAACCGGUAAACAACUUGAGCACAGUGCUGCAUUGUGGUAUUUUUUCUAUUACACUAAAAAUUCUCAACAAUUAUUGUAUCGUGGAAGUUUUUGAGCACAUUACUGAGUGUACUCGAGUUGUACGCCUAUAUUGAGUUUAAAGUGUGCAAGACACUGAUUAGUUAAAGCAAUAUCCAUACAAAAUCAGAUUAUAAACUUCGUCUAUGAAUUUUCAGCCGAAUGAAUUACGGUGCUAUGAAGGACAUGAGAUGAAAAUACUUCGUUUGGUAACACUAUUAUGUUCUCGUUACGUCGAUGCCAAAAUAUGCGGAUAGGUAACUGAAUGUGUGAGAUAAAUCUCUUCUUACAAUUGUACUUACUAUUCGUAAAAAAUCUUAUUAAAUAGUAUUUAAGUCCCAUAAAGCAUAAUAAAUUAAUUCCAAAGGAACUGUCCUGAUAUUGUAUGGAUGUUAGUAGAUAUAUAUUAAUAAAAUGUACAUAAAUAAGUAUAAAUAAAUAUGCAUUGACCACCGAUUUUACUUCAGUGCAUUUGCGUGUAAGAAAAUAUUAAAUACAGUAAAAUUAUAAUUGUAAUAGAAUAUGAACAAGAUAUUUUGAAGACAUGAACAAUAUGUUAACAUUUCUUUAAUGAUGAAAUGGUAAAUGUUUCUUACAAUACUCAAUUUUAUUACCUAAAUGCUAGAACGAGUUGGUAUGUUUGAGUGACUAACUAGUUGAAUGUCACAAGAAUGCUUUAAUCGUUGUUUAGAAUAAUUAUAUAAUUUUCUAAAAUAUAACGAGUUCUUUCAAAUUUUAUAUGCAGACAAAGUCUGUGCACAAAUAUGGCGCGUGUAUGUUUUAUUAUAUAAUUUAAAGAUCAAUAUUUGUAAGAGCAAGGUUCAAUAAGGAAUUGAUUGUGUUCAUUACAAAGAGAACUCGGAAAAUUAUCGAUUUUGUACUGCCAUAGAAUUUUCAACCUAACAAACAUAAUUUAUUAUUCCAGUCAUUCACGGAAUGUUCAUGCUCCGAUGUGAUUAUGGCGCGUUCAUCAAUUUGUGAAUACGUUUUGCGGAGUUUAAUAUAAUAUAAAUAUUUUAAGAGAUCGAAUAAUAUGAAAAUUCAUACCAUUGUAAUAAAGGUUUCAUAUACGUUUAUUUAAAUGAAUAUUUUGAAUAAUAACGUGCCAUGCGUUGCUUGUUCGUACGUAUGCAUGUAAUAUUGUGAUGACAUAAAAAGAUCUCUUAAUAUGUGAUGGAUUUUAAUCUUUAUAAAUGUGUAAAUUAGACAAAUGACUAUGUUCACUCCUUAUAGUUGUAACUAGGAAUAUCUGGGAGGAAAA